AGUUUUCGUUCAGCUGGCCGAUAAGCAAGUUCUAUUCGCCGCAUUAGUGAUCGCAGCGGCUCUUAUAUUUUAUCCCAGGCAUACAAAAUCCAAUUCACAUUUAAAGGAAAGUCUCCAAGCAGCUACCACAAUGGCAGUUAGUUUUGUGAAUAUCCCAGCAGGAAGUGAUUUUCCUUUGGAGAAUCUUCCUUAUGGUGUGUUCUCCACAGCAACAAAUCCCCGCAAACGUUUGGGCAUUGCUAUUGGUGAGAGCGUUUUGGAUUUGAGUGUGGUGGCUGCCUUUUACCCACCAGAAGUGCAGGAUGCCUUGAAUUCUGAAACGCUGAAUAAGCUGAUGGGUCUUGGCUACACUGCCUGGAAUGUAGUGCGUUCACGAACCCGUGAAUUAUUGCUGAAAAACUCAGCCUUGGAACAAAAUGCUCCUUUGGCGAAAAGAGCUUUGAUACCCCAAAAAGAAUGUCAAAUGCAUUUGCCAGCCGACAUUGGAGACUAUACGGAUUUCUAUUCCUCCAUUCAUCAUGCCACCAACGUGGGCAUUAUGUUCCGCGGCAAGGAAAAUGCUCUCAUGCCCAAUUGGCGACACAUACCCGUCGGUUAUCAUGGACGUGCUAGUUCGGUGGUGGUGUCAGGCACUCCCAUACGUCGCCCUUUGGGUCAAACAUUGCCCGUAGAUGGCCAGCCGCCGGUCUUUGGUCCUUGCAAAUUGUUGGACUUUGAAUUGGAAAUGGCCUUUUUCAUUGGUGGGCAAGGCAAUAAGUUGGGUGAACGCAUUCCUGUCGAGGAGGCAUGGAAGAAUGUUUUCGGAUUUACCCUCAUGAAUGAUUGGAGUGCUCGUGAUAUACAAAAAUGGGAAUAUGUGCCUUUGGGACCAUUUACGGCCAAGAAUUUGGGUACCACCAUAGCCCCUUGGGUUAUACCAGUGGCCGCCUUGGAGCCUUUCCUGGUAGACAACUAUCCCCAAGAACCCGAAGUGUUCCCCUAUUUGAAGCAUAGCAAACCCUUCAAUUUUGAUAUCAACUUGGAAGUGUUUUUGAAGCCUGAAAAUGCUUCCGCAUCGAAAAUAUGCAAAUCGAAUUUCAAGCAUUUGUAUUGGACUCCCAUGCAACAAAUUGCCCAUCAUACUGUGACCGGCUGCAAUAUACGCCCGGGCGAUUUAAUGGCUUCUGGUACCAUUUCUGGUGAAACCGAUGACUCUUUUGGCUCCAUGCUGGAGCUGAGUUGGCGUGGCUCGAAAACCAUCAAUCUAAAUGAUGGCUCUGUCCGCAAGUUCAUUCAAGAUGGCGACGAGGUUAUCAUUCGUGGCCAUUGUGAACGCAACGGCUUGAGAAUUGGUUUCGGUGAAUGUGCCGGUAAAGUUUUGCCAGCCAUACCCUAUCAAUAGGCCAGCCGUAGAGGUUGAAGCAUAUGUCGCGUACCCCAGAUGAUAGCAAGUGCAUUUUUUUUAAUUUUCAAUUAUUAAUCUUAAAAUUAUUUUGAGAUGAUAUUGGCUUUAAAACGAAAAAACAAACAUUAGAAUAGACUUGUAUAUGAUGAAGCAUAUUUUAAUAAAAUAAAAUUUUGAAUAAAUAGUGAA
Molecule: messenger RNA, 1573 nt
Organism: Stomoxys calcitrans (stable fly)
Lineage: Eukaryota; Metazoa; Arthropoda; Insecta; Diptera; Muscidae
Gene: Faa
Product: fumarylacetoacetase
Exons: 5
Coding region: 131-1381 (416 amino acids)
Biological process (GO): L-tyrosine catabolic process; homogentisate catabolic process; L-phenylalanine catabolic process
Molecular function (GO): fumarylacetoacetase activity
Source: RefSeq, a predicted model, not a curated record